AUGUCUUCCCCGUCGCCGGAAGAGAAGCAGACCCAGAAGGACAAGGUCCUCGCGCAAGCAACCGCCAAACUCCAACAGGCGCAAGAGGAGGCCGAGUCGGCGGAGCAGACUCGGAAACGCGCGGAAGGAAUCGAGGACCCUGAAGAGAAGAAGAAGAUCCUCGCGGAGGCGGCCGAGCAUGAGAAGAAGGCCAAGUCUCUGGCGAAACAGUCGCAGCGCCUGCAAAGCGGCGUCUGGCAGGGCGGGAUUGGCGGCGCGGGCAUCGGCGCGGGCGUCGGCACAGGUCUGGGUGCCGGCGUGGGGACGCUGGUAGGCACUCUUGUCGGCGGUGUUACGGCGAUCCCGACGACCGGACUCGGCCUUUUGGUGGGCGCUGGCACCGGCGCGAUACACGGGCCAUGGUACAAGUUGGAGCAAGAAAAGAAGGGUGAGGCGACUGAGGAGGAGGAGGGCUCCGAUGAUGAUGGGAAGGACGAAAAGGACGCCAAGUAA
Messenger RNA from Colletotrichum spaethianum, 492 nucleotides. RefSeq lists its product as uncharacterized. Bases 1 to 492 code for a protein of 163 amino acids. The record is from RefSeq and is a predicted model, not a curated record. Lineage: Eukaryota; Fungi; Ascomycota; Sordariomycetes; Glomerellales; Glomerellaceae. The transcript has a single exon.